GCUCUGCUGCUCUGUGAUUGGCUGAGCAGAUCGACGUGUACAUGUGUCAGUGCUGCUGCUGCAGCUGCUGCAGGUUGAUUCCACUCACAUGUGACAGAGAAACAGAUCAUGCUGCUUCUCUCUGCUCUGCUCUGGCCUUUGACCACUUACUUUCUCCUGGAAAACUCUCCUCUUCAUCAUCAUCAUCACCAUCAGUAGGAAGGAGAAGGAGAAGAAGAAGGAGAAGAAGAAGAAGAAGAAGAGGAGAAGAAGGAAAAGUUGCUUCAAAAUCCAGGGUCUUUUGAAGCUGUUGACCUGUCAGAGAAAGACAGCGAGGACAGUGAAGGAGGACGAAGCAGCAGCAGCAGCAGCAGCAGGAGGAUGAAGUCCAAAAGAAAAGCUGUGAAAGCAUCCAGCAGAACCUGGUCUGACCCAGAGCCAGAACUGGAGCCAGACACAGAACCAGAACCCGGCUCCAGUGAGCAGGAAGGCUCGGAGGCGUCGGUGCGGAUCGGCGGCUCCUGGAGAGGCUCUCUGAGGAGCGGGGACAGGGGACGUCAGGGAGGCGGGGCCGGAGGACGCUGGCGGAGACAACACGGCUCCAGCACCAAAGAGCGCAGCGUCCGGCGCCUGGAGAGCAACGAGCGCGAACGCCAGCGCAUGCACAAACUCAACAACGCCUUCCAGGCGCUGCGCGAGGCCAUCCCGCACGUCAAGACGGACAAGAAGCUGUCCAAGAUCGAGACGCUCACCCUGGCUAAGAACUACAUCAAGGCUCUGACCACCAUCGUCCUGGACCUGUCGGGGGCGUGUCUGCCCGCGGGCGGGGACGCGGCGGAGGCCAGUGCCGCCAAACUGCUCCAGUGCUACCAGCAACACCUGGAGGAGGAGGGUGAGGAAGGUCUCACCCAGUACCUCACCCACAUGCACAGCUUCAGCCAACACAGCUAACACUAGCUGCACGGCAGGGUCAAAGGUCAGGAGGGCAAACGAGGGCCUGGUCUCCAACAUAGGACAAAGACUUUUAGACCUGGUUCAGACCUGGUUUUAGCAUCCAUCCUGAGUGAUCCGAUCAUGUGUGAACACUCUCAAUCUGUCCUAAGAGUGUCCUCAGAUCUGAUCCCAUGUGGACAGUUCAGGUGUGGACACUCCCAAUCUGUCCUCAGAUCUGCUCACAAAAACCACAUUCGGAAGUUGUUUUCGGGACAAACGAGACCACAUUCCUGAGCCGCGUGUCCAGAAAAUGUCAGAAAGUGUUCCUCAGACCUCGAAAUGAUGCUGUUCUCAAAUGUCUCGUUUUGUCCACAAAACAAAAUGAUUCAGUUUGAAUUAUUUCUUUGUUUUAUGGAGCAAAGAAACCAGAAAAUAUUCACAUUUAAGAGCCUGAAAAAUCAGAGAAACUUGCUUUAAUUAUUUAAAAAAAACACUGAUAAUAGUUGAAGAUUCAUUUAGUAACCGAUUAAUCAGGAAAUAGUUUCAACGCCACAAUCUUAACACUCAAUACGUCGUGCUAAUCCGACUUAAACAAUACUUACUUUAGUAAUUCUGACUGCAAUUGUACGAACUGUAGAAUUUCUCAAAAGUCGCACACAGAUAAAAACAUGUCGGGCUCACUUUUUGAAUAAGUUUAAGCUCGAAGAAGUGAAUAUUUUUAAGCUAACGGAUAGUAGCUCGAAAUGUUAACUGAUGCUAGCUAGCAUGCUAGCUGCUACGUCUUUUAUUAAUAACAACAAUAAUAAAAAUAAUAAUAAUUCCCAGCAGGCUGCACACUGAGGCGGAAACGUACUCAUGGUUAUGUUUUUCCUAAUAGUUAAGUUUUAUUUAUUAACUUAAGUUACUAGUUUGAAAGAACUUUAUUGACAACAGAAGAAAUGUAAGUGUCCAUUGUCGUAACGACAUUGUGUUUGAGACAGUUGUGUGUAUUUUCUCUGACCACAUGUGACCGCGUACAGGAGACGACGCAUUUUUAACGCCAGGCGUGAUCAGUGGAACGUUAGCAUGAUUCCACUGGUGGACGGACGUUAAUGCCAGAUCUGAACGGACUCACAGAGUGGGUUUUUCUCUGACCCGAGCAGCAGACUGAUCUGACCACAGCUCUGCUCCUUCAUGGAUUUGAGGACCAAUCACACGGCAAGACACAAACAAACGUGAACACUCAGAAAUGAAGGGCUAAAAUCUCUCGCCAUGUCUUUUUUUUAAUGUUAUAUUUUUAUUAUUAUUAACAUUAUUCGUCUUCUCUGGUUUGAGCUGAGGACUUUAGUGUUUGUUCUCCUUUGUCUUAUCUUGUGUGAUCUUCUUCUUCUUCUUUGUGUGUGCUCUCUGUCGCCUGCAGUCGUUAACUGUCACACCAAGAGAGGCGGAGUCAAGCAGCAGCGGGACCCAAAUAUUGAAUAUGUUGAAGCUUGAAAAGUCGCUAUUUGCUCAUCACCAAUUUUAAGAAAACAACCGUAACUCGUCUUACAGGUUGUGCAAAUGUGUGGUAGCUGUAGCUGGAAGGCAGAGAAGAUGUUGUGCGAGUGCAUUUUAUUUGACUUUUUUGUGUGUGUGUGUGUGUGUGUGUGUGUCGAUCAAACGACCAAAAGAAGGAGGAGAAACUAUUUGAUAAGUUCAAUAAACACGUUAUUUAUUGA
Messenger RNA from Solea solea (common sole), 2609 nucleotides. It is a transcript of the gene bhlha15, whose product is annotated as basic helix-loop-helix family, member a15. The record is from RefSeq and is a predicted model, not a curated record. NCBI's taxonomy places the organism in Eukaryota, Metazoa, Chordata, Actinopteri, Pleuronectiformes, Soleidae. Bases 361 to 930 code for a protein of 189 amino acids. The transcript has 2 exons. Gene Ontology annotation, molecular function: protein dimerization activity.